CCCCUCCCCCCGGUUUUUUCUUUUUCGUGCCGAUGUGUUUUAAAUGGUGAUGUUCACUGACGACUCAGCCCUCCUUCCUUCCCAUAUCCCAAAUCCCUGAAGAGAGGAGAGGCAGAACAGUUCCUCCAACGAGCAUGAGACUUUGCUUCAGAGACAUUGUAGCAAGGAUUGUGCCGUUCUGGCAGAAAUGAGGAACAAUUUUUUUUCUGUUCUUGAACCUUCUCUUCAGAAAAAGACAUGGACUGGGGAGAUGAAAGAUCUCAAAUUCUAGACCCACUGUGGCCGACAAACAGCAGAGCCUCCUCAGACUGCCGCCAUCUGGGAUAUGCCAUCAACUCUAGGAAGCAACCACUCGCAGAUCUAUGGGAAAAGGUGCAACAAAUGCAACAAUCUUUUUCAAGUAUUUCUGCUUCCCAGAGAGAUUUGAUAAUCCUGCCUCAGCGCCAGCCAGGGUGUGGUGGGCCGUCUGGCCAGGAAUAUUGGCAGAAAUGUGGGCGAUACCAAGUGAAAUCUCUUCAGUCCUGUGCUUGGCCUUCUACCAAUCCGUGUGGAAGCGGUGCAGUGCGGCGGUCCGUGACAGCUCAUUGCAGCAGUGAUUUCCUGUGGAGGUUUACAUGGCCAAAAGUCAAAGUAAGACACAUGGGAAAAAAUCACGGAGCACCAUAUGCCAUGGAUGUGCCAAGGAGCAACUCCAGCCAUGUUACCACUGCAGCUGCUGCCGAAACCUGGCCAGCCAGUGUGCUAAGGCUGGGACUGCUGAUGAUUGGUACUGCAAGACUUGCGUGCUGUGUAAAAGUUGUGAUGAUGCAGAUGAGGAAAAGUUUUGAAAAGCUACACCUCAGACACUGGGGUCUAGAAAAGUUGGCUCCUCAACCACUUUGGUUUGAGACUAAUGGCAAACUCAAGAAGAAGUCUGAAAAAGAUGAGAACUGUGGAUUUAAAAAAGUGGUUUGA
Molecule: messenger RNA, 954 nt
Organism: Pipra filicauda (Wire-tailed manakin)
Lineage: Eukaryota; Metazoa; Chordata; Aves; Passeriformes; Pipridae
Exons: 6
Coding region: 238-954 (238 amino acids)
Source: RefSeq, a predicted model, not a curated record